GUAGUUGUGCCUUUGAUGUUCACUCUUCAUUCAGUCUUUUAGCCUCUGCUUCACGUCUGCUUUCCCUUUGAAGACCAUGUAGAGAUGAUUAUUAAAGGCGUCUGCUCUAAAUGUAUGGCUGAAUAUGGAUAUGGGUGGAACUGACAUCAGCUGCAACCUCUCCCAGCGUUUGAGCGUUCAUAGUGUUUGGCAGUGAGUUGAUCCAGGAAAUAAAAUGAGCCGCUUCACAGGCAUGGACAUAACUGGAAGAUUGUGACCGCCCUGAUGUGAAAGCCUUUUUCUGUCAAGACUAUGGAGAUCUUGUUCAUCCUUAAAUUGUUUGGAAAACUGUGUCAGACUAUUGCUAAAACCAGCAUGGAUCAGACCUGUCUCCUGCCCCCUGUGCCUUUUGUGAUCACAUCCAAAUCCCAAAGUGUUUGAUGAGUCUGAGCCAACAAGGCAGCCAUGUUGUCCGGUACGUGGCGGCGUUCUGUGGGAUCUCAGCAGUCCGGCCCAGUCACCGCGGGCAACACCCGGGGCCUGACUGUGUGUGGGGUCACCAGCGGGACAGUGGUGCUCGAGGCCCAGUAUGACUAUAACUACCGCGCAGCAGACGGCAGGCAGGUGUCCAUCAGGGAGGGGGAACGCUUCAUUCUCCUCAAGAAGACCAAUGCAGACUGGUGGCAGGUGCGGCGAAUUGGCGCGGCCAGUAAGACAAAGCCUUUGUACGUCCCUGCCACCUAUGUGACAGAGGUGCCUAUUCAGCCCAUGCCCUCAUCCCAGCGCUUGGUCACAUCAACUUCACUCAACUCCAACUUCCGGACACUACCACGAGUCGCUCUCACGCCAAGCCCCACUCAUUCAGUAUACAGUGAAAGGAAAGUGAUGCAUAAGCCUAUCUACCGCUCCAUGGACAACCUCAACUCAAGCAGUGCCUACCAAGGAGCGGGCAGCAGCGCCAGUGGUCAUGUACCUACUCUGCCCCUGUCCGGAUUCACCUUCACCCCAAACACAUGCACAUCUUCAUCAGGUCACCUCAUGGUCCCCAAAUCUCCCUCUUUGUCCACUUUUAAACCUGUCUCAUCAAACUCCAGGGUGAUUCCUACCAUUACCCGCAGCCAGAGCUCCAGCAAUCUGCCUGAAAAUGUAACAGAGAACCCCUAUGAUGAGGUGGGAGGAGGCACCAGUACCAGAGUGAACUGCAAGUCCCCCAAAAAGUCAUGUAGUCAGUGGGACGUCAUGGGAAACUCAAGGAAGAAGACACAUCUACAGGUCCCUCAAGAGUCAUACCUGUCUCAGCUCUCGUGGCAGGUGUCUCCUCUGUACAUGGACCCUCAGACAGAGAAGCGGUCUUUCCAGCAGGAGCCCCCCAGUCCUGCCUCGGGACAGCAGCCUCUGCAGACCCUGGAUCUGUGGGAGCAGUACACAGACCCCGCCUCGGGCCGCUGGUACUACGUCAACAGUGUCACUAAGGAGAGGUCGUGGAAGCCCCCGCGAAGGGCCCGCAGUCACACAGCCAGCUCCGGGACCAAGGCGAGCUACACCAAGCCCACUGUGGUUCAAGCUCAAACGUUACCCAGAGACACCAGCCAUCUGACUCUGACACUUCCUGCUACGAGUAAUGGGACCAUGUACAGGCUGUCACCUGACUACAGCUUUGGGACCCAGGACAAAAACACUGACAGUGGCUGGGACAUCUCACAGAGCCUGCCCCGAGCCGCCUCCUCAGACAACCUCAAUAGCAUGAUGUACAUCAACUCUCAAAGUCAAAACUAUAAUGAGUCCAGGCAGCAGCUCAGCCAUUCCCAGUCUCUCAUCCUCCCUGAGAAUGGCAAGCUCAUUCAGCAGUGCAAUGACUACUCAUGUAACAUGACCAACAUUGUAGUGGAGCCCCCCUCUCCAGCCAGCUCCCCAGACAGUGAUAACUGCACACCGGAGUUGGAGAAAGCUGGGCUAUUAAAUAAGACCAAGAUUGCUGAAGGAGGGAGAAAGCUAAGGAAAAAUUGGAGUAAUUCUUGGGUGGUACUGGUUGGGAACAGCCUGGUUUUCUUCAAAGAUCCUAAAUCACAGACGCCAUCCAGCUGGAGACCAGGAAACAGCAGGCCUGAAAGCAGUGUGGAUUUAAGGGGAGCACAGCUGCACUGGGCCAAUGAUCUAUCCAGCAAGAAGAAUGUCUUUAAGUUGAGGACAGUGACCGGAAAUGAGUUCCUGCUCCAAUCAGAGACAGACUCACUGAUCAAAGAAUGGUUUAACACCAUUCAAAGCGUCAUUGACCGCCUGGACCGUGAAAACCCUUUGGACAAUGUGCUGCUGUAUUCUCUGAGAAGAGCGGGCAGUGUGGAGAUGCUGGACAACAGUGGGGAUGAGGAUGAGAGGAAAACAUCCCUCCCUCGUUCCUCAUCCAACCUGGAGAACACAGAGCGGAAACGUGUCAAGUCCAGACUCAAGAAGCUGAUCCUGAAGAGACCUCCUCUGCAGACUCUGCAAGAGAAAGGCUUAAUUAAAGAUCAAGUAUUCGGUUGUUGUCUGGAGAUGUUGUGUGAGAGAGAGAAGAGCACCGUCCCUCGCUUCGUUCGACUCUGCACCGAGGCAGUGGAGAGAAGAGGACUGGACACUGAUGGCAUCUACAGAGUGUCUGGAAAUCUGGCAGUCAUUCAGAAACUACGCUUCAGGGUCAACCAUGAGCGAGCAGUGACUACAGACGGACGUUACAUGUUCCCUUCAGAGUUGGUACAAGAGGAGAAGCUCAAUCUGGACGAGAGUGAGUGGGAGGACAUCCAUGUGAUCACGGGAGCUUUGAAACUUUUCUUCCGAGAGCUUCCCGAGCCGCUGGUCCCAUAUGGCUUCUUCACCGACAUCGUGGAGACAGUCAAGAUGACAGACUACAUAGAUAAAGUGGAUCGUCUGAAGUGUCUGGUCUUGAACAUGCCUCCACCAAACCAUGACACACUGCAGUUCAUGUGUCGCCAUCUCAAACGUGUGCUGGAACAUUCAGACUCCAACCGAAUGACCACCCAAAAUAUCGGCAUAGUCUUUGGUCCAACCCUUAUGCGCCCUGAAAGAGAUAUCGGCAACAUCGCGAUCAACAUGGUGUACCAGAACCAGGCGGUGGAGCUUAUACUCAGUGAAUAUGAACACAUCUUCGGGACACGAGGCUUUUCUUGAUGUUUUGACGCAUCCAAAUGAAAGGACCUCCUUGCAAUCAGCACCCAACCCAAGCACAAGUAGAGCAGCAUCUGACCUCCUUCUAACCGAGGACUCAUUCGGUGUAAAAUGGAUUUAACAUCAAAAGAUAAUUACGGGGUGAAAAAGAACCAGGACAGAAAGCUGCUAAUCAUGACAUCUGGUCUCCAUAUAUAAAGUCAUGUUAAAACAAUAAUAGUAAAAACAUGCCAAAUUUAGCUGCUACGCUUGUGUCUUUGAAUGUGGGGACACUGCAGCUGGAAAAGACUGUACCUUGUUACUCUCCUUUCAUCUUUCCAUGGGUCAAACUUGAUUAGGAUUUUUGAAAGCCAUAAGUUUACUCAUCAGGUUUGGUCAAAUAGCUUUCUGUUAGUUCAUCUCCAUUCAGACGUCACCUUUUCUGCCUUUAUAUUUUAACUUAGGUGUUAGCGUCCUUUUUUUACCCAUACGCAAGAUCCACCAUGUCUUGCCAAGGGACACAAUGGCAGUAUGUAGCGACUGGAGCUGCUGUCAAACUGCUAAACUGUGCAUUGGUGAAUGAACACUUUUACACUUUUACCUAGGCACACCUGCUUACACAUCACAUCAUAUUUGGGUCUAAACUGGAACUAAAGAUGAAACUAAACGUGGACUAGACCAGGACUAGACUGGGAUUAGACAUGUUAUGUAAGAGUGAACAUACGAUAACCUAACCACUGAGCCAUAAUUGAACUGAUGUUGUCAAUUCAGCAAUUAUGUUAUAAGUUAUAUGGAGGGAUUUCUAUAGGUAAAAGCUAUCAUGUUUAAACUGUUUUUUGUUUUGUUUUUUACUUCAGGAGUACAGUACUUGUCAUCACUAGUCCACAUGAUGACAGGGCAGACUGACAUUGUUGCCAUAUUUUGGUGUCUUCACUGGUUAGUGAAGUGCUACUAACCGAUCAGGGCACACUGAGACUUAAAUUAAAAUAAUUUAAGAGUUAAAACAUGCAAACUCAUUUUAGCUGUCUGAAAUAUGACUGAAGAAUAUGUUAUAUAUAGGACCUUUAAAUCAUAGAAAUGGGUGAAGGAGGGAGCUAAACUUAGGGGAACCAUUGCACUGUGAAACCCAGCCUCACCAGCACAUACACCUCGACUGUCAGUGCGGGGGAAUAUACAGUGAAAUAUGCAAAAACCAGCAGGAAGCAGACCGGGUGUGUACACGGACUUUAAGUAUACAACUAUGAUUGUGACAACGGGCGGAGAUGUUCCCUCAACCAAACUAGUCCCUAUAUGUGGACCUCUAUCCCUUUUCCUUACUGUACAAAUUCCUUUAUGAAAUUAUAUAUAACAUUAUAAAUUAAUGUUGUAAAUAUGUGAAAUAUGACAACCUAGUAGCACCUUUUGUGUAACAUUAGCAGUGAUGUUGAAAAUACUACUGAUGCUGUGUACAUAAACUGCAAAAAGUGAGGCCUAAGUAAAUUCAGAUUACUCCAAUUAAGAUUAUUUGACUUGAUUUGAGUAGAUUUCCUUUGACAAGUAAAAUGAUCUACUAAUGGAAUUUUGGAGUUUUUUUUCUUAAAUCAAACAACAUACGAUUAAUUUUUUUUUAUUUUAAGUACUAAGAGUUGUUUUUCUUAUCUUCAGAGUAACUAGGUGUAUUUUCCUAUUUCAACUAUAAAAUGACUUGUUGUAUUGGUAGACAAUUUUACUUUGUCAUGAAAUUUACACAAAUCAAUAUAACAUGUUCUUAAUUCAAGUCAUUUUUACUUGGCAAGAUUUGAGUUUUUGCAUUGUAGGCUUUACCUGCACUGUUCACCUUACAAUAAACCUGCGUGAACAUCCC
Boleophthalmus pectinirostris (great blue-spotted mudskipper) is the source of this 4963-nucleotide messenger RNA. It is a transcript of the gene arhgap9, whose product is annotated as Rho GTPase activating protein 9. Gene Ontology annotation, cellular component: cytoplasm. The transcript has 23 exons. The coding region runs from base 445 to 3144 and encodes 899 amino acids. Lineage: Eukaryota; Metazoa; Chordata; Actinopteri; Gobiiformes; Gobiidae. Gene Ontology annotation, biological process: regulation of GTPase activity; signal transduction. Gene Ontology annotation, molecular function: phospholipid binding; protein binding. The record is from RefSeq and is a predicted model, not a curated record.